AAAUGUAGCUGGAAAGUCCAGUCUUACUUAAAUUUGCUAUUAAAAUGUGAUCGUGUUGUAAUAAUUGGGUUUCUUUCAUCAAAUUAAUACUCGUGUUUGAUCAACAAAAUGGCGAGUGCGGCUGACAGUGACAGGAGAAAAGUUGUGGUGAAGAAUAUUAGUGUUACUUGUUCUGAAUUCACGCUGCAAAACUUCUUGGAGAUUGUGUUUGAUAAUGAAGUUGAAAGUUUUGAAUAUUUUGAAAACAACAAAGAAACAGCGCUAGUGUCUUUCACAGAAGAUGUUCAAGACUUUGAUAUUUGCUGCCAGAAAGACAAAGUGAAGAAGCCUAUUGAAGGUAGUCGAGUGGAACUGAUACAAGUUGUUCCGUCUGAUAGCAUCCUCGUUGAAAACCUGUUGCCUGAUAUCACUGAAGAUGCGUUGACUUUCUAUUUUGAAAAUAAGAAGUCAGGAGGAAAAAGUGAUGCAGUGGUCAGCCUAAAAAUAUACAAAACUCUCAAAAUGGCUGUAGUCAACUUUGUUGAUGUUCAAGUUGCUGCCUCGGUUCUCAGUGUGAAAUCCCACGCACCCAGUAAAGACCACGUGGUCACUGUGAAGCCAUACAUUGAGGCAUUGCAUCAGGAUACCCUGGAAAAACUUUCACAGAAGGCUGAAGAAGAAAAGAGUGCACAAAAUGUUCAACACAUUUCCCCAACAAACCAAGCAAAGAAAAACAUUCAGCAAAAUGCAUCAGCCAAUUCAGUCAAAUCACCUCCAGUAGUACCUUCAAAACCAGUAGUAAGUGCAAGUUCAUGGAAAAGUAGGUCUCCAGAGCCAGAAUUGAUGUCUUUAUCUGAGUCAAACACAAGUAGCUGUAAUUCAUCUGGGGAGUUUGUCGAUGCUCUAAUGACACAAGGCACAUGGCAACCCAAAAAUGAAGACUGUAAUAUUAGAGACGCAUCAAUGUUUCAAGAAAGUCAUACUUUUGAAACAUCUGAAGUUCAGAAAUCUUCAGUUCCGUAUGAAACUCCUUUGGCUUCACUUUCUAAACAAAAUAUAUAUGACAAGCAAAUUCAAGUUGACAAAGCUAGGAAAGAAAGAGAGGAGAUAGCAAAUGAGAUGGAAAGAAAAGCAGAAGAAAGGAUAAUUGCAGAUUCUAGGAGAGAAACUGAAAAACGAGCAAAACCCUCAGAGAAGGUUGUGCACUACAAACGUCAUGAAGUAAAAUUGAUACAGAAGGUCAUGUCAGAUAUGGGAUUUCCAGAUGGCACAGUGGAGUUUAAUGCCAACAAAGGAAUUAUUACUAUCAAAGGACAGGAUGAUGAAAUAUGUGAUGCAUAUGUUGUCAUAAUGGAAACUAAAAAUCAGAUUGAAGAUGUGUCAAUACCCCUCCUAACUACAAUUGUAAAGAUUCUGAAGACGGAUGCUGGAAGAGCUUACAUGAAGACUGCAGUAAUGUCUAAAGACGUUGAGUACACUGUGACAGACACGGAGUUCAAGUGUGCGGCUCUGUCCAUCAAUAAGGUGCAAGAUGUUGUCCAAGGUCUUAAACGCCAGAUACAGCAGGACUACAUCAACUUUGGUCAAGAACAUAACCAUUAUUUGAGCAGUCCAGCUUGGAUGAGCAAAAAGGAGUUGUUGGAGAAGGAAUUUAAGCUGAUGAGAAUUACCUGUGAUGGCAAGAAAAUUCGGAUUGAUGGGCUCAAUGGAGAUGUCAAUAUGGCCAAGCGGGAAGUUGAGCAAGAACUUAAGAAAAAUUCUCACAGGUCAGAAACUUUCAAAGUGACUAAAGCAAAGGCCCGAUGUUUUGAGAAGACCUGUCAAAAGGAGAUAGCUGAUUUGAAAGUUAUCAUCAGCAAAUACAAUGGCAAUUUCAAAGAAUCCAGUCAUGGUGAUACCUACACAAUCAACUUUAGCGGGGAGUUUGAAGCAGUUUCAAAAGUUUCCAGGUCUUUGGACACUAUGGUGAAAUCCAUUUGGCAUGAGGCAGUCGUAUUGGUUAAAGAUGUAGCAAAAGACAAAGAUUUGGAACUGUUGAUCAGAGGACUUGUGCAGACAAAUCUGAAAACAUUUCAGGCUGCGUUUGAGGCUCAACAUUCCUGUUUCCUCGACUUCACCAUUCCAACAGUGCCCAGUUCGGCAGUUUCCAGUAUGUCUGCUGCAAGAGAACCAUCAAGCAUUGCACAUUCGCAGUCCAUGCCGGCUUUUACAUGUCAAAGCCUGCCAGAAGAAAUAGAUUUAUUUGACCGUCCACAAAGACGAGUAUUUGAUGAAAGAGAAUCAUUCAGCAAACGGUUUGGUGAAAGACCGCAACGCAGUUCUUCAUUAGCCAGUUCCAUUACAGUACCACCAACCAACUGCAAAAUAACUGUCAGCAAUGGAGACAUUACUAAGCAGAAGGCUGACAUCCUUGUGAAUGUUGUUCCUUCGAAUCUCGAUCUGGCAAGUACCAAGGUGUCUCAGGCUUACCAGAAAGCUGGAGGACCUGCUUUUGUUAAGUCUUAUGAUGGUGCAAAAGUGCUCUCCCAAGCAGGUGUGAUUACAGCGACAGUUGUGGGAAAUCUGAGUUGUUCACUUGUGUUUAACAUCAUCCUGGACCAGUGGGAUUCUAACAACCCAAAUGAUUCAAAACAAAAACUGAAGAAAGCAAUAGAUGACUGUUUUUCUCUGGCUCAUGCAAACAAAGCAACAAGCAUUGCUUUCCCACCAGUAGGAUGUGGUAUUCUGUUCAAAUUUCCUUCCAAGUUUGUGGCAGCAUCUUUUAUAUCAGCAGCAAAAGCAGCAGCAAACAAAGGACAGCUACAAGAAAUCAGUUUCUUUAUCUUUGACAAAUCAGUGCACCACCAAUUUUUGACAGCAAUGAACCCAUCUCAACAUGAAGACACAAGUUCAUAUAGCCGGGGCUAUGGAAUGUAUUUCGAGGAAGAUGAAGAGGAAAGGGGUACAAGUGUUUUAAAUAUUGGAUCAACAACUAUUCAAGUAAAGCAAGGGGAUCUUGCCAAGUAUAAGGCUACAGUUCUGGUGAAUGUGAUUACAAGUGAAUUUGACAUGAGGCGCACAGCAGUGUCCCAGGCAUUUGUUCAUUGUGGAGGAGGAGGUCUUUUAAAGGCAUUUGAAAAAGAAACAUCGGCCAAUCCACAGAAGAGGAUCUUUGUGACGUUUGGCUAUGAUUUAAACUGUGAAUAUGUCUAUCACAUUGUGCUUAACAAAUACGACCAUUCAAACUCUGCUGCAUCCAGACAGGAACUGAUAGAUAUCAUUGAUGAGUGUUUCACCCUUGCUAAGAAAUACAAGACCAAGUCGAUUGCCUUUCCAGCCGUUGGUUGUGGAGCGCUGUUCAAGUACUCCUCAUCAUUUGUGGCAUCCAGCCUUGUGGCUACAGCAAAACAAGCAGCCGCUGCUUCCAACAGUCUAAAGGAAGUGGCAUUUGUGAUUUAUGAUCAGCACAUCUACAACGAUUUUGUCAAGGAGUUAUCUUCCAUGACAUCAAGUGCAUAUGAAUCAGAAGCUGUACGUUCAUUUCCUCGAGCAUCACAGAGAAAUCGAAAACCAUCCGAAGAAGUCAAAACAGCAAAAAUAACAGUUGUGGCCAAGACACAAGAUGUAUGUGUGAGUGCAAAAAAAGUGUUGAUUAAAGAACUGCAGUCAAGAUUUCUACAUACCGAGUUUGUCCAGAAUGAGGGAAUCACAAAAUUACCAUACACAGCACUCAAAGAACUCGAGACUCUGGCCGAGAAGAAAGGAAUAUUUAUAAAGUUCCCAGACUCAGGGAAGACCCAGGUGCACAAGAAGUCUGGCUUGAAAUUGAAAGGGGAAAAGGAAACAGUGAUAACUGUCAAAUCAAGAGUUCAGGAGAUACUACUAACGGAAAUGUCAAAAACUAAAAAACAAACUUUUCGACGUAAGAAGCGAGGUGAUCCUGACUUUAUUCAGGAUAUGGCAACAACAUCAGAUCAUCGCACCCCAACGUACUGGACAUAUUUCAAAUCAGAAAAAUCAUUUGGAGAUAUUCUUAAAGGUGUGUUUAGCAGCACUAAAAAGGCCUGGAGUCUACAAAGUGUACCAGCAGGAUCAGAUAUCUAUAAAUCUAUUAGUGAUCUGAUUGUUAAAACAUGGAAAACUCACUUUGUUGGUCAUGGACAGGAUGCCAAAGGAAUCCUUGCAGGAUCUAGUGUACAGUUGGUCAAAGUCGAGAGACUUGAGAAUCUGGAACUUUUCCGAGGAUAUUGUCAACACCGAGCAAAACUUUUUGUAAAAGCUGCAAAGAAACCCAUAACACCCAUCAAGAGUCUACCCAAGUCUAAAGGUGAGGUGGAAACAACUGCCAUGGCUGCCAAACAUUUGAGACAAGACAUCUAUGUGAAGGAGAUUAACGAACAUUAUGUCUUCCAUGGUACAAGAGCUGAUAAUAUCAAUGCCAUCUGUGAAAAGGGUUUAGACAGUCGAGUGGGAAAUACCAAUGGAAUGUUUGGCCCUGGUGUCUAUGCUGCAGAGAGUUCCACCAAGGCAGAUCAGUAUGCAGAUGACAAGUCCCAGAGAACACCUAAAGGAACAAACUUAUGUAUGAUUUUAGCACGUAUGGCACUUGGAGAACCAUUUGUGACCAGCAACCCAAAUUCCCCAAAAUUUCGACAGCCACCAUGUAAACAUACAGGCUGUAACACAGAUGGCUGCAAAAAACACACAGAAACAUAUGAUUCGGUGCUGGGCGAUGGGAAAUGGAACUUCAGAGAAUUUGUUGUCUAUGAGCGUGAUUUGAUCUACCCUGAAUACAUCAUAACAUACCAGCGGGUGUAAUGCAGUAAGAAGACCAUAGAACACAUGCCACCACAAAUUGUGGUGAAGUACUGCAUGUUACGGUAUUAUGUCAAACAGCCAUGAGAAUGUUAAACAGAUGUUUAUGGUGAAAUUAGACAUCACAGAGCCUUUAUUGUGAUUUUGUUCAUUAUGCGCUGAAGGUAUGAUGCUGGUUGCUCGCUGCAUAUAUUAACGGGGAACAUUUUGUUCAGUCAGUAUCGUGUCGUGAUUCACUACGCAAGUUUCAGAGAUCGCUACACCAUUUUAAAACAUUAAACAGAAGUUGCUAAUCCAUUUUCAGUUGACUAGAGAUGUCACUAAUGAAACUUUUGAAAACAAAAUGUUCCCUGCCUAUAAGUAACUUUUACAGACAAACCAGUUUUAAACAGCCACCUCAGGGAGUAUUGAAGAAGGAACGUGUAAUUCAUAGUUAUAACUUGUUAUUAAUUAGUUGCUUUGGGAAAACAAGGCAACUUCAUAAAACAGGUGGCUGUUUACUACAAGUCAUUGUAUAUUAUAUAAGAUGAUAUAGGAGAAGAAAGAAAGAAAGAAAUGUUUUAUUUAACGACGCACUCAACACAUUGUAUUUAUGGUUAUAUGGCGUCAGACAUAUGGUUAAGGACCACACAGAUAUUGAGAGAGGAAACCAGCUGUCGCCACUUCAUGGGCUACUCUUUUCGAUUAGCAGCAAGGGAUCUUUUAUAUAGGAGAAGAAGACAGCAUCUUAAGUUAGAUCAAGCAACAUCUUUUAUUAGAUGAUUCUGGCCUCUAAAGACAGGUCAUUAUAGAUAGAUAUAUAUAUAUAUAUAUAUAUUAAAUAAUUAUGGAUUGUUAGGUGGACCCAGUCUGUCCCAUUCUUUAAAAACUAAUAUGAUUUUGUAAACCCGCCCAAUCUUUCUUCUCAUCUUCACGAUUGGUUGGGUCUAGAAAACUAGAUUUGUUUUAAAAAUGAUGAAACAGGUUGGGUCUAGAAAAAAUAUUUCAAAACUAUGUAACAUGCUUUAAAGGAGUAAUAUUAUAAAAAAAUAAGUGUUGGAAAGAUGUCUAUCCAGAGAUCUUAUAUCAAUAUAUACAUUUAAAAAUUGAAAAAGAGCAUUACCAGAACCGAUAAACAAAAUCACAAUUAUUUCUACUUUAUGGAUGUGGCCAUAUUUAUAAUAAUAAUAAUAAAAUCUUUAUUUAUAGAAGGUAACUCAGUUAGACUAUUCUUCCCUGAGGCCUUCUUACUAAUUAUAACAAUAAUAAUAACAGUAAUCAUAUUAAUUAUUAAAAAUAAAAACUAACAAAACCAUACAUGUAUAUAUACAACCAUAAAAGAUAUUGAGACAUAAUUAUAUUAUAUUAUAUUAAUUUCUAACAAGUGUUUGUAACAAUUUUUCUUAAAUAUAUUUAAACUAGUACAUUUUUUAACAUCAUUAGGUAAACUCUUCCAGAUACCAACUCCAGAAAAUAGAAAGCUUUUCUUGUAGUGCUCUAUUUUUGAUCGGGGAGCUAACAUAUUUCCAUCAUCAGUGGAGUGAAGUUCAUAAAUUGAUGAUAAUUUAUGAAAUGAAUUAUCUCCCCAUGACCGGGUGUGACAUGACUACCAGAAUACGAUUACAUAUCGAGAACCACAUCAAAGCCAGUAACAGAAAUAGAUUGCGAGACAGAUUUCACCUGUGACAGCAAUUGUGGUGAAUCUGCUGUAAAAACCCUGUUUAUGGGCAAUAUAUACAUGUACAUUGCAGGCAUUUCGAUUUGAGUCUGUAUUCACAAGUGAUGAAUUAGAAGCUAGGAAAAUCCUAGUAGGUAAAGAUGAGGCAAUCAAUGUUCAUGUUUAUGACUGAAAUCAAGUGUGUUUGUUGGGAGGAAAAACAUGCAACACCAACCCAAAAUGACCAUGUUUGAUCGGCUGUCUCCGAAACUAAUGCACCUCCAGCUCGCUUGGUGGUGUUCGUGGUUAAAGGUUGCAUCUACUACAUAGCAAAACUGUCAGUAUUUUGCAGUUAUUUAAUUAAAUAUGCAAUCCUUUUUCAUUGUCACAGCAACAUCAUGUUAAAUCGAUGAACAUUCAAAGUGGUUUAAAAGACAUAGUUUAAAAACAAAACUAAAUUUAUAUGCAUACUUUAACAAUACAUAACUGAAUUUAUUUUGUUUAACUUUAAAUAUGCUUGUAGUAUUGUUUGUGUAAACUAUAUUGAUACUGUACUUAUGUCACAUAAGAAUGCAAACUUUCAUUCAUUAUUAAUUGAAUCAGGUGAUUUUUUUGUAAAUGACGUAGUUUUAAAAAGUUACGCCAUUUCCUCUAGCUGCUGUGCAUUUUUACGGAUCAU
This is a messenger RNA of Gigantopelta aegis, 7088 nucleotides long. RefSeq names its product protein mono-ADP-ribosyltransferase PARP14-like. Gene Ontology annotation, biological process: negative regulation of gene expression. Lineage: Eukaryota; Metazoa; Mollusca; Gastropoda; Neomphalida; Peltospiridae. The transcript is spliced from 20 exons. Gene Ontology annotation, molecular function: nucleic acid binding; transcription corepressor activity; NAD+ poly-ADP-ribosyltransferase activity. Bases 109 to 4776 code for a protein of 1555 amino acids. Gene Ontology annotation, cellular component: nucleus; cytoplasm. The record is from RefSeq and is a predicted model, not a curated record.